AUGGAGGUGUUUGAGGAAGUGAGAAAUGCAAAGAAGAAGGUAAAGAUAAGCACAAAGCGGACGAUAAGGAAUGUGCAGAGGAAGACAAAGAGGUUGAAUACGAGGAAGACGAGGAGGAAGAACAUAAAUGCGAAACAGAUCGUAGGCGUGCCCUGGUUUGAUCCCUCCGUUGAAAGUCUUGCUCUAUUGCCUAACACAACCUAUUUUAUCCAGCAAAAUUUGGCGUUAAAGGUUCCAUUCAAAGUGAAUGAAGAAAGCCAUUUUUUACUUUGUAGUAAUCCUCACGUGAAUUUUAAUUUUAUUUACAAACAUUUAGUCAGAAGCAUUGACAAAGAAAAUACGUUAAACUUACUUCAAGCCAAACCUGAAAGUCUUCCGAACUACUCAGCUGCUGCGAGUGCAUCAGGAGCUGCAGGUGGUGCAGCUAAUGGUGGUGGUGACGGUAGCGGUGGUCCAGUUAAAGUUGGUGGUGCUGGCGCCAGUGGUGGUGAUAGCUCCCGUGGUGGUACUGGCACCGGUGGUGGUGGUGGUGGUGCUGGCUCUGGUGGUGGUGCUGGCUCCGGUGGUGGUGCUGGCACUUGUGGUGGUGCUUGCUCUGGUGGUGGUGCUGGCACUGGUGCAGCUGGAUGUGGGGGUGGUGAUGGUGAUGGUGGUGCAGCUGGUGGCUGCGGUAGUGGUGGUGGAUCUCGGUUUACCCUCCUCCUCCGUCGCUCUCUCACAUAA
Messenger RNA from Hydractinia symbiolongicarpus, 723 nucleotides. RefSeq lists its product as uncharacterized. The transcript is spliced from 4 exons. The record is from RefSeq and is a predicted model, not a curated record. NCBI's taxonomy places the organism in Eukaryota, Metazoa, Cnidaria, Hydrozoa, Anthoathecata, Hydractiniidae. The coding region runs from base 1 to 723 and encodes 240 amino acids.